Molecule: messenger RNA, 1803 nt
Organism: Acaulospora morrowiae
Lineage: Eukaryota; Fungi; Glomeromycota; Glomeromycetes; Diversisporales; Acaulosporaceae
Source: the annotation of a GenBank genome assembly
GGAAAAAAUGCUUUCGGAGAGGCGAUAAAAUUUAGAGGGGGAAAGCCCAUAAAACUCCUUAAUUAUGACCAGGAAAAAGAAGAAAUUCACAUAAACGAAAGUGCACUGAACAUAUUAAACGAAAUCGAUGAACCCGUCGCCGUCAUCGCGAUAGUUGGUUCAUUCCGUCGGGGAAAAUCCUGGUUCGCGAAUGUUCUCCACGGUCGGCACGACGGCUUCGAACUAGGGGCCGAGCUAGAAGGAUGUACCAGAGGAAUCGACAUGUGGGAUGCACCGUUCUUACAUGAAGGGAAACGUGUUAUUGUACUAGAUUGUGAGGGAAUAGACGAACCUCGGCAAGAUCAACGAUGGGCUACGAAAUUAUUUGUUUUAAGUUUGGUCCUAUCUUCCUCAUUUAUUUACAACAUUAAUGGAAUCGUUGGAAAGUCGGAUAUUGGAAAAUUAUUUUUAAUGACUGAUCUCACGAAAUAUAUUAAUCCACCCAAGGAUUCUAAAAUUUUUCCAAGAUUGGUAGUAUUACUAAGAGAUUUUAUGUUGAAGAGUCCAGAUGAUUUUAGAGAGUAUUUUUUGCAAAGGUUGGACGAGGCCAAUUCUGAUGCUGCAAAUGGCAUCAGAGAGUACUUCGAAGAUUUCGAUGUUUACGGAUUGCCUUAUCCGGGAGUUCAAAGAGAACAGUUACAGUAUAUGGAUAGAGUUAACACUGACAGUUUAGAUCUGGAUUUCGUCUCAGAAGUCGUUCAAUCUGUGAAUGGAGUUCUCUCAAAAGUAAAACCAAAAUAUAUAGGCUCCUCGUCAAUGUCCGGUGCUACAUUUUCGAAGUUCCUCGUGGAAUGCGUCGAGAAAUUAAACGAUCCUGAAAAUCAAAUUAGAUUGUCAAUACCCGACGAAUAUAAUUCUGUGAUCAUCUACGUCGCCCAAAGAACAAUUCAAAAAUGCGGUGGCAUUUAUAUGUCCACCAUGGAAAAAGAAAUUGAAACCCUCAAAUUUCCAAUUCAAUGGUCAGAAUUUGGCUCUGUCCACAAUAAAGCGUUUAAUAUCGCGGAAACAGAGUUUUCGAAAAGUAUAAUUGGCACGGCGCCGCAGAUAGUUAACUUCCAACUAGAGUUUCAAACAGAAAUAGAGAAUAUGAAGAAAAAACUUCAACAAGCCAACUCAGAAGCCUUAUUUGAUCAUAAUAAUCUGUUAGCAGAAAAUUUAUGGGAAAGCUAUGUCAAGAAUGGUCUUAAUUCGGAUAAUCCCUUCUCGAGUAAAGAAGAUUUUGAAGAAGCGGUUGGUAUAUUUGAAGUCGAGUCAGAAGAUUUAAUGAUACCAAGUCCAGAAGCCGAUAAGGUGAUUGCUGAUUUCAAAUCAAAAAAAUAUAAGGACGCCGUUAACAAGUUGGAGUCCAUAGGCGUUUUACAAUCAAAGUUGGCUGAGGAAAUGCGCACCAAUCAGGAUGCACAACAAAAACUUCUUGAGUGUUCUGCUCGGGAAAAUGAAAUGAUAACAAAGCUGGAAGACUUGAAAUCUGAACGCGAAGAAAUGAAGCAUCAAUUUGAGAAAAAGAUGGAAGAAAUGAAUAAUACGUUACAAGAACAAGAUAUUCGUAAUCAAAGAAUUCUGGGGGAGAUUAAGGAAGAAAGAGAGCUAGCGGCCCUAAUGUUGGAAAGCGCGAAGGAUCAUGCAAUCAUAGAGUACGAAAAAGAACUCGCGAAAUUAAAGAAGGAUAAAGAAUAUUGGCGAGAUAUUUUAAAAUCUUGUAUUCCAGUGGUUGAGGUUGGACUAAAAUUCUUAAUGGCUAUUUUUGUAAAAAAAUAUUUGUGA